AUGUUUAUGCUCAAAUUUGAUAUGUUCUCUUCUGAGUUUUUCUUUACCCUUGGUAAUUAAUAGUAUAUGAAGAAUACACCAUAAGGAGUCAUACUUACUCUAUUUGUAGUUUUUGCAUCGCUUUAUUACUUUAUUUACUUACUUAAUUUGUAUGUAAAUAAUUAAAUUAAUCCAAAAUUUAGAUCCUAAACCUUCAUAGUUAAUGAAAAGUAACAAAUUGAAUUUUCUAAUGAUCUUGUUGGAUUUGCGUUUUAGUAUAACUCUACAAUGACUAUCGAUGAGUUUUAAUCAAUUUAAAAUUAAACAUAUCUAGUGUAUAUUCCUUAAUUUUUUUAUAAUGAUGGUAUUAAAAAUAUUACUUAUGAUAUUAAUCUUGAUAUAAUUCCAUGCACUGAUUCUUCACUUAAAGGAUUAAAUUGUAUUGAUUUUUCUAAAAUAAAUAAUUUCACUUUAGAACUAGAUGUAAGUAAUUAGGUCUUUUCCUCUUUAUAAAUUAAUGUCUAUGGCUGUUUAGAUUUGGAUACUGUAAAAACUACUAUUCCUUCUAAUUGUGCUUCAUAAGAUGAAAUAAAUAGCGUUAUUAAUGGUAUAUAUGCUUAAUUUUAUCUUAAGAUGAAGACAUAACAAUAUAACACAACUUCGGAGUCACUUUAAACUAAUUAUAGAAAUAUCUAUAGUUAUGCAUUUUCAUCUUAGUUUAUAGUUAAUACUUUGAAGACUUAGAGAUAGGAGACUUAAGUAAGCUAAGGGUUAGUUUUUUAAGAAAAAUAAAUUUACACCUCACCUUAUUAGUAUAAUUAACUAAUUUAAAGUUUUGAUAGAUAGCAAUCUUUAUAAACAGGGCUAGGACCUUUUAUUUAAGAAAAUAUUAUGAUGGAUGAACUUUUGCAAUAAUUCUAAAUUUAAUAUCCUACAAUCACUGAUGUUUUAGCUUUAGCCAACAGUAUCGCUUUUAUUAUAAUGUUUUCAAGAACAAUUGGAAGAUUCUGCUCAAAAAGAUUAAUAUAAGAAGACAUUUUUAUGAUUAUUUUCAGAAAUUUAUUUUAGGAUAAAAAUUAUCAAAUUUUAAAGCACAAUAAAUUUUUUGAUUAAAAAUAUGACAUAUUAUUGUAAUCAUUGCCUGACAAAAAAGAAUUGACUGAUGAUGUUACAGGAUAAGAAAUUUCAACAAAUAAAAUUAUUCCAACUUUUGAAACUAAGUUUAAAGAUUAUGUAGAAAAACAAUAGAUUUUAGUGACAAAUUAAGAUUAAGAAAAUAUUAUUACUUAAGAAGAAGAUAUUAGAGAAUAAUAAAGUGAAGAAAUAUCAAAUUUAAAUAGAUCUACUUAUGGUAUUCAAAAAUUAAAAUUAAGUAGAUAAAUAAACAUUUAAAAUGAAACAAACUCUAAUAAAAAUAAUUUUUUUUAAAACGAAAAUAUUACUCCUCAUAAAUAAACAACUUAAAAAAGCAUAUCUGUCCUUUCGAAUAAAUAUUCUUAUUAAUCUUAGCAAACAUUAACUAAUUUUAAGCCUCCUAAAAUCCAAAAUACACUAAAUUAAAAUAAUUAAAGUGAAAAAUCAUCAAAAGAAAAAAUUUCUUAAAAUAAAGAAAUUUUGUAAGAUGUAAUUUCCUCAAAGUUGAAUGUACUACACAGUAAAAAAAUGAGGCAAUCCAUUCAUAAUUUAAUAUUUUAAUUCAAGAUCUUUAAGUCUAAAGCCUUCCUUUUGUAUAAAGGCAUUGAUCAUAAAUAAAUCAUGCAUAUUGAUAAAGAGGCUAAAAGGAGCUAAAAUAUUUAUAAGAUUUAUGAAGAUAUAAUCUUCUUGAAAAAAGCUAUUUCUAUGCUUCUAAGCUAGGAAUAGUUAGCUGCAAUUAAGCUUGUAAGUCUCACAGAUAAUUAUUUUAAUAUAGAUUUAAAAGAUUAAAAUUUAAUUAAUCAUUAUAAAAAAAUAGAAAAUAAGUUAAACUAUUUUGAAAAGUAAUUCGCCAUAUUUUAGUCUGAAUAGCUACAAGCAUAACAUAUUAAAUAAUUUUUUAUGAAUUAUUAAAAUCUCAGAAUACAUAAUGAAAUAGAUCAAAGAAUAAUCUCUAGUAUAAUAAAAAAUGUAUGA
Molecule: messenger RNA, 2088 nt
Organism: Tetrahymena thermophila SB210
Lineage: Eukaryota; Ciliophora; Oligohymenophorea; Hymenostomatida; Tetrahymenidae
Product: AMP-binding enzyme family protein
Exons: 3
Source: RefSeq, a predicted model, not a curated record